Molecule: messenger RNA, 1530 nt
Organism: Lasiodiplodia theobromae
Lineage: Eukaryota; Fungi; Ascomycota; Dothideomycetes; Botryosphaeriales; Botryosphaeriaceae
Product: MFS transporter
Exons: 5
Coding region: 1-1530 (509 amino acids)
Biological process (GO): transmembrane transport
Cellular component (GO): membrane
Molecular function (GO): transmembrane transporter activity
Source: RefSeq, a predicted model, not a curated record
AUGGGAGACGACAACAAACCUUCAGAGCAAGUCUCUGUCAGUGACAAGGGGGUCGGGAGUAUCGUGCAAGAUCCGAACACCAACCGACUUGCUUUAGCUCAAGCAUUAAGCCCAGAAGACUUUGCAGCAGCUGAAGCUUCGGUCAAGAAAAAGCUUGAUGUAAGACUUUUGCUGACGGUCUGGGUCAUCUUCAUCAUGAAUUAUUUGGAUAGAAACAACAUUGCCGCAGCCAAAGUGUCGGGCAUCAAGGAGAGCUUGGAGCUGUCUUCUACCCAGUAUUCGACCGCAGUGGCUGUCCUAUUCGCCGGCUACGUGUCCAUGCAGAUACCAUCGAACAUCUUCCUCACACAACUUCGACCAUCGAUCUACAUUCCGACCGUAAUGGCUAUCUGGGGAAUACUUUCAUGCUGCACAGGAGUUGUCAAGGGUGUUGGUGGUCUUUACGCGUGCCGAUUUUUCCUCGGAGUUGUUGAAGCCGCGUUCUACCCUGGUGCUCUGUUUCUAAUCUCGUCAUGGUACCGGCGCUCUGAGCUUGGAGUCAGGUGUGCGAUCCUCUUCUCUGGCUCUCAGUUGGGAAGUGCAUUCUCCGGCCUCAUUGGCGCUGGCAUUCAGCAUGGUCUGGAUGGUAAGAGAGGAAUGGAGUCAUGGCGCUGGCUCUUCAUUAUUGAGGGCAGCAUCACAGUCUUCAUCGCCUUGUGCGCCAUGCUCAUCCUCCCAGACUGGCCUUCCAACACCAAAUGGCUCACACCAACGGAGCGAGCCGUCGCUGAAUGGAGACUGAUCUGUGAUGCGGGACAGGUCGAUGAGGAUGACGAGGCCUGGAGCUAUGGCUUCAAGAUGGCCUUUGUCGACUGGCGUCUCUACCUGUUCGCCUUCAUGUUCCUUUGCAUCCAAGUCGCCAGUGCUACGUCCAACUUCUUUCCCAGUGUCGUCGAGACGCUCGGUUUUAGCAAAGUCAAUACUUUGCUUCUCACCGUUCCGCCUUACAUCAUAUCCCUAACCGUCACGAUUUUCAACAACAAGUCCGCGGACCACUUUCACAACUCCUCCUUCCACGUCAUGUGGCCCCUUGCGAUGGCCAUUGUUGGAUUCGUUGUGGCCGCUGCAACUUUGAACACGGGCGCCAGAUACUUUGCCAUGAUCCUCAUGGUUGUUGGGGGACACGGCUCCAACGCUGUCGUGGUUGCAUGGACACAGAAGACCAUGCUCCGGCCCCGUGUUAAACGUGCUGCCGCUGUUGCAUUUGUCAAUGCGAUUGGAAACACCUCCCAGGUCUUCAGUUCUUACCUCUAUCCUGACGAGUCUGCCCCUCGGUACACUCUGGCCAUGUCAGCCAACUCGGCCUUCGCCCUGGUUGGCAUAUUCAUGGCAUUACUCAUUCGAUUAGUCUUGCAGAAGGCGAACCGAGAUCUGGAAAGGGGCACGCGUUCUAUUGGAGAGGUCAUGGUUGGCGAAGCGGCUACAGAAAUUUCUGGAAUUACUGAAGAAGAGCGAGAGGCACGGAAAAAUGGGUUCCGUUACAUCACUUAA